GCAGUCGCCGAAUUUUUGUUGAGAGGAUUUUCCUGGCUGCUGCAUGCUACCACUGAUCCAUCUCUCAGUGGCUCCUAGCCUACUGAGUAGUUGUUGUGGAAGCUGUGCUAUUCAUUUGGCUCUUUUCGAUCUUCUCAAUGCCUUUGAAAUUAUUUAGGAAUCGUUUAGCCUAGAGAUGGUAACUGUUUGAAUUUCCCAACUACUCUAAAUCCUGCUCGACGCUCGUAGCCGGAGGAGGCGGCACGGCAUGAACUUUGCCUCUUGUUAUUCUGACCGUACCCUGAACUUUCCCGUGAGAAUUUGGGAGAAACACGAUCCUUCGGCAUGUUCGAAGUGCUCCUGUAGCUGUUUGUGGUAUUGCAGAUGCAGAGAGGUCGAGAAUCGAGCUGAUGUCGUGACCGAAAUAAACGUAUUUAGAGUGGAAUAUUGUUUGGGAGGAGCAGAGAGCCUUUGAAUUCCAGCAUAUUAUAUCAGCUAUUUGGAAACAUGGAAAAAGUGAAAAAAGAUGAGAAAGACCGGCCAGAAAAGGCUUUGCAGGGAAUUCCAUACAUGUGGAAGGGUUUCCUCAGUAACACCACGCCUUUCACCCACGAUGUCUUCAAGACAAAGAACAUCAUCAAGAUCUCACUCGGGAGCAAGCAUUGUGCAUUCUUAACUGACCAGAGAUCAGUGUAUACGUAUGGGAGUGGGGAGCAUGGCCAGCUUGGUCACAAGAAAUUCACAGACAUAACAAAACAGCCAAUGCUUGUGCAGGAACUGAAGAGCGAGAAUGUUGCAGAUGUUGUCUGUGGAAAUAACCACACUGGAGUGGUGUGCGAAGAUGGAAUUGUCUUCUGCUGGGGAGAUUCCACCAAUGGACAAUGUGGAAUUGGUGUGUCAGAAAAGAUCAACAUUCCCACGCAGGUUCAUAUAAGUGAUGCAGACUGUGACCCAGUGAUCACGCAGCUGUCCUGCGGGGACUCCCACACCCUUGCGAUGUCUACGCAAGGUGAAGUCUGGGCAUGGGGAACUGGCCCACAGCUUGGACUCUCAACCGGUUCCACUCCGGUGUUGUCCCCAAAGAAAGUCAGUGCCCUCAUGGGCCGGAAAGUCCUGCACAUGGCUUGUGGUGGUACCAUGAGUCUUGUGCUGGUCCAAAGACUGAAAUUGAUGCGGUCACCAGGUAACAAGUCAAAUGAACCAGAAGAGGAAGGUUCUGGAUCUAGUCUUACCUGCCAGGAUACAGGCUACACAAUGCAUGAUGAAGGUGACACUGUUAUCAUAUCAGACAACUCAUUGUUAUGCCCUGAUUCAGGCAACACUACAUCUAGGAGUAUAUCACCUGAUAGUAUCGAUGUAGCAGCUAUUCAGGCACAACAGGCAGAAUGGGCAGCUGCAACUGAGGCAGUGGAACUGAAACGGAGAGAUAGAGGGUCAACUUCAUCACAAGGUAGUAGUGAAGGUACAUAUACUUUGGAAGACUCUAGUGGAAACUUGAAGAGAAUCAAAGAAGAAGUGAGUGAGCAGAGUGGUAGCCAACCCAAUGGUGUUGCCAAGAAUGGCAUUGAUGGAGGAGAAUGCGCAGAUGAAGAUGAAGAUGAUGUCUUUACAACUUCUAGGAGCUCCAAAGAGCAGCUGGCUGAGCAGUUGAAACCUCUCAAUAUACAAGGGAGUCCAGUACAAGCUGUCACCCCUCAGCAACGACCUGGUCCUAGUACCCGCAUCCUGGCUUCGUUACCUCAAUCUGUGGCCCUACGACUGGAGAAGAUCAUGAUGCCUCGAACGAGCCUUACAGAGACUGUCUCAAGGGCAAGUAGCGACAACUCCAUCUGUGAGACCGAGCUGAUCAUCAGGGAUAAGGAUGCUCAGGUGUUAGAAUCAAGCUGUAACUUGCCAGAUAAGAAGCUUCGGACACUAUCUCCUGUGAUGGGUGGGCUGGAUGAUCUUGUCUAUCAGACUGAGGUGUGGAGCUUUGGCAAAGGCACCAUGGGACAGCUUGGACAGGGGGAUACACUUGACAGGCAUACACCGAGUAUUAUCAAGCAGCUUAGCAGUAAAAACAUUGUACGUAUUGUGGCUGGAGCAUCUCACUGUGUCGCUAUCUCAAGCAAUGGUCAAGUCUAUACCUGGGGAUGUAACUCUGAUGGCCAGCUUGGACACACUGGUCAACUUGUUCCAAAAAGAUUAAAGAUGCCAAACAACACACCUGUAUGGGAUGCAGCAGUAGGGGGAACACAUACCCUUCUCCUUGCAGAUGGAACCAACUGCAUGCCAGAUGUGUACUACUUAGGAAAACAACCAAGCCUUCAAGAAUUAAGGAACUCAAACAGUACUCCUACUCCCGAGAGUCCUCUACGGGAUGGAAGUGAUAAGUCAAAGAAACGGCCAAUGUCAUCAUCCAUCUCUAAGUCACCCACCGUCAAAUAUGCAGCCAGAGCAAAACAGCCUGAGAAACUCACCUUUCUUAAGAAGAAUGGUUGGUUACAGGCCGUUGCGGCUUCGGUUGACCAGUGUGCCUGUAUAGCUGAUAAGAGCAGUAACGGCUUUGUUGCAAUCACCCAUGAAUUUUCAGCCACAGAGAGACUUCUUUACAGUCAGCUUUCUUCCAUCAAGUCAUCUAUCAUCAAGACCUUACAAAGUUCAGAGGUUCAGAAGUCUGUUGAAGGAACUAUCUACAGUGGACCUCUGAGGCUUAUCCUAGAUCUCUAUGGAUCAGUGUGUGGCCUUGUUGCACAGAACUGUCUACAUCUGACAGGUCUUGUUCAGCGCAACAAAGACUUAUGGGAUGUAAUGAUGUUAAAGGAGAUUGGUCGCUAUAUUCAGCUCUUCCAGGAGUACGCCAAUGCUGUCUGUGAUUUCAUUACAAUCACUGGAUUCAACCACCUAGGAAAAAUUGCCAAUGAUGCCUUGGCCAAACAUGAUGGUGUAUUUACUGAAAUAUUAAAUGAAGAGAAACCUACAGUGUAUGGAGCUCCUCUUAGGAUGGCUAUGAAGCUACCAUUAGAUAGAAUCAAAUCAUAUUCAUAUCUCCUUACCAAACUCAGAGAUUACUAUCCAGAGGAUUCUGGCGAGUAUAGUCUUCUUAAUGAGAGUGGUGCAUCAUGGGAAGAAUUGAAGAAGACGUUAGAGAAGAAGCAAUCUGAUGCUGAUGACACAAGGACAUUCUGGGAAUCGUGUCCUGCUAAACUAGCGGAAUCCAUCAAAUCACCAGACAGGCGUUUGAUCCGUGAUAGUCGCACUAAGCCCCUGCAGCUUGCUAAUGCUAAACGACUCUCAACCCAUUGGUUUCUUCUCUUCAAUGAUAUAUUUGUUCAUGCAUAUGAAGACACAAAAGUCGCUCUGCCUCCCAUUCAAAAAGCACCUGAGCCACAAAAGUUUUCCAACCAUCAGAUAUUCAGCUUGGCCCUGGUAUGGGCUGAACCUAUUCCUGAUACAGACCAAGUCAUUAAUGCCAUACAACUGCAUAUGCCUGAAGAGACAUUAGUAUUACAAGCGCCCUCUCCUGUUGAGAAAGCUGAAUGGUUGUGGUCCAUCAAUCAAGCCAUUGAUGCUAUUCUUACAGCCAGUCAGAAGAGUCCUAGCCCUGAUAUCACACACAAAGAUGGAGCCUUUCAGAAAGUACCACCGAAGCGAACAAGACAAGGUCGACAUGCGUUUAGCUCAGCAGGAGUGCAUAAAGAUGCUGUUUAUGAAGGCACUUGGCUGAAUGGAAAAUGCAAUGGAAAGGGAACACUACGAUGGCCAGAUGGAAGGAAGUACACAGGUAGCUUUGUACAGGGUGUACAACAUGGUCAUGGAGUACUUACAGUGCCUGGACCUGAUCCCAGCAAACAAGAAAUCUUUGAAGGGCAGUGGCUUGAAGGAAAGAUGCAUGGAGUAGGCAUUCUAAGGUAUCAGAAUGGAGAUGUGUAUGAGGGUGAAUUCCAAGAUGGCGUCAAGCAUGGUCAUGGAACUCUUCAAAUUGGCAAUGCAGCCGUUCAUGACAUCUACAUAGGUAACUGGCGUAAUGGGAAACAGCAUGGCUAUGGAGUGAUUGAUGACAAUUCAAGAGGGGAAAAAUACAUGGGCCUGUGGCAGGAUGAUCGUCGUCAUGGUAACGGACUGGUCAUAACGCUAAGUGGAUUAUACUAUGAGGCAGUCUUUGCUCAUAACAAAGUCAAUGGUUCUGGUGUACUAGUCACUGAAGAUGGUACAUGUUAUGAAGGUGAGCUUGCUACAGGACCAACCCUCAAUGGAAAGGGUAUCUUAACUCUUCCAAAUGGAGAUGUAUUGGAAGGUACAUUCAAUGGUAUCUGGGGAGAUGGAGUGAAAAUAAAUGGUACCUUCAGCAAAGGCAUGCUGGAUCAACAAGUUAAAAGACCAUGUGCUAUAGGGAAGCAUACUGUACCCCCUGAUCAGAAAUGGGAAGAUAUCUUUGGUCAGUGCAGGACACAGCUAGGGUUUGUAGACUCUACCCCUCCUGACUCUCAUAAGGCUUGGGAAGCAGUCGCUGUAGCUCUCUCUAGUGGACAUAGACAGCAAGAUACUAAGGAAUGUUUGGACAGGAGGAUAUCACUAGAUGGUCUGGAGAGGAUACCAACCCAUAAUAGAGGAAAGAUUACACAAGAUGAUUAUACAUCCAUUCAAGACUACCUAGACAAGGCCUUUGACCAUCCUCUGCAUCCAUUGGGUAGAUUAGUUGAUAAUCUAGUCAAUGUCUACCGUGCAACCUAUAUAGGUGUAGGUGCUCAUCAUUGGUUACUCCCUUACGCUGUCACUGAGAUUCAUUCCUACGUCAAGAGACUCUACAAUCUCUUAAGAGUUUUGUUUCCUGACUUACCAAGCGAAGAGCCAAGAGUGAAGACCCCUGUAAUGGAACAGACACCUUCCUUUCAUUAUUAUUAUGACUAUGGUGAUACACAGUCAACACAAUCACAGAAUAUAUACCAUAGUAAUUCCAAGGAGAAAGACAAAGAUGACAUAUCACACCAGAUAACAAGCGAGGGCCUCCUUCAUCCAACCCUGUUACCACGACUGUACCCUGUUAUCUUCACUCUGUAUGCUCUUCGUAAUGAGAAGGAAGAUGAGAAUUACCGAUACAGACUGACUAGACUAAACAAACAAUCUGAUCUUGGUCUUAUGGCUUAUCUUGGUGUAGAUCAAAAAUUCUGGAAUGUAGACGAGACCACACUUGCUAACCCUGGAAAGCUGUCAGAGACAAAGGAUGCAUCCUUCUUAGAAGCCAUUGACAGUCUCCAGAACAUCAGUACAACCUUCUGUCCUAUUGAUAAGCUUCAUGUUAUAGAAGCAUCAUUUGAAGGAAUCAAUAAUGUCGUCAACUCACAACAUUCUGAAGGUCAUGUAUGGUCUAUGGAUGAUCUCUUCCCUGUGUUCCAGUAUGUCGUCGUCAGAGCAAGGAUCCCUCAUCUAGGUUCUGAGAUCCAGUUUAUUGAUGAUAUGAUGGACCCUAACCUGACCCAUGGCAAGCUAGGUAUCAUGUUUACUACACUCAAGGCUUGUUAUAUGCAUACUAAGAAUGACAAUCUCAAGGCAUUAUAGAUUGGCAUCCAACCUCUCUCAAGAUCAGCCAUUAUUAGCUUUCUUCAGGUGGACAUAAUCAUGGAGGAUUCCUUAUCAUUGAGGAUUGCAUGAACUGCUAAAUGAUGAUCCUUCAAACGGUGUUUGAAGGACAGUCCAAAUCAUUGAUUAGAUGGCAAUUCAUGCAUGUCCAUUUGUAAAGUUAGUCAUGGGAAAGACGUUGCUAUAAUCUUUCAAGUAUCUCUGAUUAUUUAUUCAGCAUGACUCUAAUAUAUGGAUGGCAAAUACUGGUGAAUCUUCAGGUCUACUUUUGACUAAUAUAAACUUAAAGACAGCUAUUAAACUAUGAAAUCUAUCCACCUGGCACUAAGAUAAUAGGAAGUGUUCCAAAUAAUACUUAGUCAGAUUGUGAAACUAGAUACGGCAUACAUUCAGUAAUGUCCAUUUCUAGAUGUUCAUUCAUAGUAUGCCGCCAUUGUCUGUAAAGUCAGAUUAAGCCAACCUAUAUAUUAGCAUACACUCAUAGGUACUCCUUCAUCGUACAGCUGCCAUUCUUACAGUUCUGCUCUUGUCAAGUCCUAAAGGUAUUGGUAAUUGAAAUGAAUACCUCUUUAGGAAACUAAUGAGAGGAAAAGAAAGAAAAUAGGAGAUUAUAGGAUUGGAUUUAUUCAGUGAUUAAUGGAUCAAAUUUUGGGGAAAGAAUGUCGGAAUAACUAGUGAGAACUUGGGUGUGUGUGUGCUUGUGUGGGAGAGAGAAAGUGAAGGGGGGGGGGGCAAUAUAAAGUUGAAUGAAAGGAUAUAUAAUUGAACCAAAGAGUAGUUGAAAUAAAGGGAAAGAAAUUAGUGUCAAAGAUAUGUGUAAUUCCUUUUUCUUUGUAUGACAUGUCAUGGAUAGUGGACUUGGAAAUAUUUUCGUGACUACAUGUAGACCCUAAAUGAAUCAUAGCAUUUUAAACUUAUAUUAGUACUGAGUACAAUUCUGAUAAGAUACUACAAUCACAUAAGGGCUAUCACAUUGUUGUCUCUAUGUCAAAAUUGGAUGGUGUGAAGGAAAAGUGCUCUGACGAAAUUCAAACCAAAAUUUGUGGCUAAAUGUGACUUGUUAUUGCUUUGGCUAGUCAGUCUGCUCCUCUAUAAUAGGUCCAUUUAUAUAUCACAGCUCUUCAUACUCUAUUGAGUUUAUGUAUCAAAUUGAUAAUGAAGUGCUACAUAGAUAAAGAAGAUAGUUGGUUUUAUGUUAUUGAGUUUGAUAGGAUCGAUUACAGCACUUUGUAAGACUGGGCCCAGGAGAGUAUUUCCUGUCUGAGAAGUUGUCAGACCUAACAAAUAUCCUUUGUUUUGAUUGGUUGAGAACUGAGAAGCAUAAUAUCCUAUGGUAACUGUUGGAUUAAGCAUACAAUGUCUCAUAAAGCACUAUCAAGUCCUGCCAUGAAAUGUAACCCAAGAGAUCACAGAUUUUCUGGUAGAUUGUAUACAGUGAUGUAUGUGUUAAUUUUGAAGCUUGAUAUUUAAACUAAUACCCAAAAGACAUGCUCUCACUGUACACAAAUCAUAUCAUUUCUAAUAGACAGGUCUUGACAUCUAUGGUUAAUGUGAAAUUAUAUGCAGAAAUGAUUUUGUCAUCUGAUUUCUUGGUAAUUAUGUGCCUUUGUAACUUUGGCAUCACAAUGGAAAAAAUUGAAUUUUAAUCCACUAUUUAAUAAUCAUUGGAUAUUUCUGCUAAUUGCUAUAUCUAGAGAUCAUAGUUAUUUUUUGUAUUUCAUUUAAUAAGGGGUCAUAAUGUAGAAUAUGCAGUAUGUUUAGAAUGUGUUUAUUAUUUACCGAUAUACCUUUUCCUCAACUCUCAUGAAAUGAGAAGUGUCUGUUUUACGCACAUAUGUCUUGGCAUUCAUCACAUUUUUACAUAUUGUAUACAUGAAUGUUCAUUUUUAUCUCUGAUAUUUUAUCAUUUUAUUUGUAAUUGACUUACUGCAUGAUGUAUUUGAGUAUAAUUCAUUGCAUAUAUGUGUAAAUGUCUAUUUCCAUGCUUGUAAAUUGUGUAUAUAGCUAUUUAUCUCUUCAACAAAAAAUGUGAAAAAUCUGUAAUUGUAUGUAGAAUGUAAUGAGCAUGUAGAAGGUGUUAUAUGAAAUUAGUACUGUGUGUGGCAUGUAGUUAAAAACAAUCUUGAUGUUUUAAAAAAUAAUAUUCAUUGACAAUCGAUAAAUGAAAAGUCAGGUAGAAAUGGCCAAUCUACAUAACAUUAAUGAAGAUAAUAUAUCUUACAUGUUUCUGAAAUCCUAUUCCGAGUAUAUCCAGUACAAAUGGAAGUGAAAUAUAAGGUGUUUUUACUGUACAUAUCGCUACUUUUUUGCGUUAAAUUAAAGACUACUUCAAAAGCUCUUAAAUGCACUCAUGAUUGAGGUUUGUGAUGAGAUAAUAAUUUGUAUUGAAAUGGGUUUCAUUGUUGUCUAUCUUAUUUAUAUCAAGGAUGAAAUCAAUUAUGUUGUUCAAGGACUCCAUUCUUCACAGUUAAUUGGAAUUUCUUUCAUGUCCACUGGUUUGUAUCUUAUUUAUGUCAAUGGUAAGAUAAAUUAUGUUGCUCUCCAGUUAAUUGGAAUUUCUUGUAAACUGAUAAAGAGAGCCUUGGUUUUAACUUUUGUUAGUGAGGUUUUUUUUCUGAAUAUUUGUUUUCUACAUGUGUAAAGUUAAAAUAGUCCCAUGGCUCACUGAUUGAUUUGGGCAUGUAUACUUAAACAUCAAUGUGUAUACUGUGUUUGACUUAUAAUCAACUAUCUGAUAAGUAGGGAUAUAUUGAACAUACAUGGGAUAAUGGCCCCAACUUGUUAUUUUUGUGAGAAAUAAUCCAAACCUAAAUAUUGCAAAAUUCUAUUUGUUAAUCAAUACAAACAUCCCUUUUAUCAAUUACAUAUUCCCAUGCGGCGAUUAUUUGAUAUUUGAUUUGUAUAUAAAAAUGAUGUCCCAAACAGUCCAACCAAACACCUGAAGUUUCCAGAUAGUAUUUAACAAGGUAUUCAUGUAAUGUUUCCGAUUUACAUGUAAAUGUAUUUGUCAAUCUAAAUAUGAAUGACAAGGUUGAUGUUAUUCAUAUUUUAUAUUUCAAAAACUUGCACUGUAAGUAAUUACGGUGCCAAGCUAAAGCUGGGGUAAUAAUAUCCAAGUCCUUUGUAAGCACAGAGAGACGUUAUAAUCAUGAUAAUAAUAUAGGAUUUGUAUAGCGCAGGUAUCCACCUUGCUAGGUAUCCACCUUACCCCGGCUAAGCUAGUCUACCGAUUCCAGUGCGCACAACUUUUUGAGGAAUUACUUCCUGCCGGUACCCAUUUACCUCACCUGGGUUGAGUGCAGCACAAUGUGGGUAAUUUCUUGCAGAAGGUAAACACGCCAUGGCUUGGAAUGGAACCAACGUCCUUCAGAUUGAAAGACAAGUGUCUUAACCACUAGACCAAGACGCCCCCACACAAAUGUGCUAUAAUGUGCUAUGCACUAUACAUGAACUGUUUAUAAUUAUUGUUAUUACAGUAUUAUUCCCCCUCCCCCCCC
Molecule: messenger RNA, 9035 nt
Organism: Lytechinus pictus (painted urchin)
Lineage: Eukaryota; Metazoa; Echinodermata; Echinoidea; Temnopleuroida; Toxopneustidae
Product: alsin-like
Exons: 28
Coding region: 487-5517 (1676 amino acids)
Biological process (GO): endosomal transport; regulation of GTPase activity
Cellular component (GO): intracellular membrane-bounded organelle; cytoplasm
Molecular function (GO): guanyl-nucleotide exchange factor activity; small GTPase binding
Source: RefSeq, a predicted model, not a curated record